Molecule: messenger RNA, 2686 nt
Organism: Tetranychus urticae (two-spotted spider mite)
Lineage: Eukaryota; Metazoa; Arthropoda; Arachnida; Trombidiformes; Tetranychidae
Biological process (GO): stabilization of membrane potential; potassium ion transmembrane transport
Cellular component (GO): plasma membrane
Molecular function (GO): potassium ion leak channel activity; outward rectifier potassium channel activity
Source: RefSeq, a predicted model, not a curated record
UUUUGACUUCGUCUUAUCAAAGUGACUAAAUUUUUAAAUUAUCAGUAAAUUUUUUAUAAUCUUCUUAGUUGCUGAGCAUUUGUUGUUUGCAAAGAGGGUAAAUCUUUGUAAAGUCGGAGGAUGGUCCAAAAAUUUUUAGUCCCUUUAUCUCGAUGGCUGACUAUCUCAAAUGAUUUCGUUAUCACAAUCAGAGAUUACUUCAAUUGUAACAAUGGAACUAGACAAAUUAUCUCACCAAAGAAAGAGAGAAAGAAAGGGAAAUUGAUGGUGGCGACUUUGGUGCUAAUUAUGUUCAACUAAAUUUAUUUAAGCUGCAGUCUCGACGAGUGAAUUACUCUUUGUCAAAGAGUCUUUGAUCAAUACUCGUGUUUUGUGUUUUAGCAAUUAUAAAGUUUACUUUUUAAAUUGUUUUUAUAAUGGGAACUGGUUUCGGUGGCAUUUUUCAACAGCAACAGCAGCAAGCAUCAUCAAGUUCACAAUCGCAAUCGCAGCCACAACCACAACCACAGCUACAACCUCAACCUCAACCACCACAACAAGUGUCUACAUCAUUAAACAGUGGAAACAACGAAAUAACAAACUAUCAAACGUUCAACAGUGACAAAUACGAUUUAGGUUAUAGUGAAUCGGACUAUCCCAUCAAGGACGAUGAAACACCUACAUAUUGUACCAGUAAACAUCCAAGAAUUAACUUUUUCUUCUUUGCGUCCUUCUAUUUUGUAUUUAUUAUGUUCGGAUCCAUCGUUUUCUUGAUCAUCGAGCAACCAAGGGAAAUCGAGUCCAGAGAGAAGCUCAUCACGCUCCAAGAAUCUUUUAUAACAAAAUAUCCUCAAGUCGAAGUGGAGGAUAUAAAAAACUUGAUCAAGGUUUUGUUGAAAGCUCAGCAAGAUGGUUAUUUUGUCCCAAUUGUUGGAUCCGAUUUAAUUCUUAGUGAAGAGCCGACCAACCCGGUUAGUGAAGAAGCAAAAAGUUCAGAGGCAGUAAUCCUCAACAAUCAUCACAACCACCAGAUGAAUUACCAAUAACUGAAAAUAACGGAACCAACAACUGUACCAACAACACCAAUAAUUAAGAUCAAACGACUCAACGAAAAAUUUGCAAUUGACAAGUCAACAACUUCUUCAGUUAAUUUGUCUCAAACCAACGAGGCUCUAGUUUCAUACGAAAUUGCCAAUGACCAUGAAAAUGUGACAUCAAACAGGUCAACUUUGAAACUACAAAUGAUGAAACCGAUAACCAAUUGGAGAUUCAGUUCUUCCCUUCUAUUCGUAACUUCACUGGUUACAACUGUUGGCUACGGUAAUUUGACUCCUCUCACGGUAACUGGAAAGAUAACUUGUAUCGUAUUUUGUAUCAUCGGGGUGCCUGCAACAUUAACCUUUUUCUCGACACUGGUCACUAUUUUUGUUCGAGGUCCUGUUAAAACCGUGGAAGCCUGGAUCAUCGGCGUAAUUAUAAAGCUACACCAAUCAGCCUCCGUUUUCGUGGUUCGCAUACUCCACCUGAUAAUUAUAACAACAUUCCUGCUUUGUGUCUGUCUUUUCCUACCGGCUUACUUUUUCUACAUAAAUGAAGACGAUUGGACAUACCUGGAAUCAUUUUACUGUUGCUUCAUCUCGUUAACCACAAUUGGUUUAGGUGAUUUUGUUCCAGGUAUUGAAGGACCCAUGGCUGAUCUUCUCUAUCCAUUCAUCAUUGUUGUUUAUCUGUUUUUCGGUCUCUCCAUGAUAAUGGUAUGGCUUGCUUUGAUUCACCGGAUUCCUCAAUUGAAUCUAUCAGACGCUCUUGUUGCCGAUGAUAAGGAAGAAGAUAAGUUGGCAGAGGAAGAGAACAAUAAAAAUCGAGAGAGGCUGCGAAUUCUUACCAAUCAAUUGAUAUUACAGCAUAAACUUAAAGAGAUCAAAUCAAUGCGACUUCAAGAAUCACUCCCCCAAAUUAAAAUAAAUCAAUCUUUGGUACCUUGAGAGUUAAAACAUCUCAUAAUUCGCAACUUACACCAAUCUAACAUCGAUUAACAACAACCAGUUGGGAAAAAGAUUAAAAGCUAACUAAAUCACAGCCAAAUUGUCCUGAGAUUAAAAAUGUUAUAUAAACACGAGGAAAGCCUUUCAUGGCAACAUUUCCUUUUUUUAUUCCUAUUCCUCCUUUUCAUUCCUCACGAUUUUUUACCCUAUUUUUCCGUCCAAUGGCAUCAGAAUUGUUCGCCUUCCCCUAUUCACCCUCUAUAUGUCCUCUUUUUUGUCUAUUCCUCCUUAUUUUUUAUCAAACUUUCUUUUUUACUCUCAACAAAUCUUCCCAUUUGUUAAUUUUUCCCGCUUUUCUUUCAAAAACCAACAAAUUGAAACUACAGUGAGAAAAACUUGAGUCCAUUCAACUAUGUCAUCUAUGCAAAUUAAAACCGGGUUGAUUUGAGAAUGAAAAGAAUUGCUCAGAUUUAUUUGAUUUAUUCUUCUUAAAUAGAUUUAAACAAAAAUGCUUAAUCAAUCAUUAUAUUGACAUUUUAUAAAAACACAAAAAAAACUUGCAUAUAUUCAUUUCUCAACCCAAAAGUGAAAUACUUGCAGAAAUAAACUCAUCUACUUAAACAAUAACAAUUUGUGCAUUUCCAUGCAAAACACUGUGAUUUUAAUAAAAUAUAAGAGUAAAAAUGAAGCCUUAAUAAAAUUAAUUGUAACAAAACUAAAAA